This is a messenger RNA of Pararge aegeria (speckled wood butterfly), 3785 nucleotides long. RefSeq names its product nodal modulator 1. Lineage: Eukaryota; Metazoa; Arthropoda; Insecta; Lepidoptera; Nymphalidae. Gene Ontology annotation, cellular component: endoplasmic reticulum membrane. The coding region runs from base 46 to 3480 and encodes 1144 amino acids. The transcript is spliced from 19 exons. The record is from RefSeq and is a predicted model, not a curated record. Gene Ontology annotation, molecular function: carbohydrate binding.
UCUGACGUUUUGAUUUUCAGGCAAACUAUUCAUGGGUGUAUGAAAAUGUAUUUCUCAAUAUUUCGAUUCCAAGCUUUAAUUUUAAUAUUUAUUGCAAAUACUGUAUCAAAGUGUUAUUCAAAUGAUAUAUUAGGUUGCGGCGGAUUUGUAAGGAGUCACGCCAGCUUGGACUUUUCGAAAAUCGAGAUUGGCUUAUACACAAGAGAGGGAAUCCUCAAAGAGAGAACAGAAUGUGCACCAACCAACGGAUACUACUUUCUGCCGUUAUAUGAAAAAGGAGAAUACAUUUUAAAGGUUCACCCACCGGCAGGAUGGAGUUUCGAACCUUCCAAAGUAGAACUACUUAUUGAUGGCGAAACAGAUCAAUGUUCUACAGGAGAAGAUAUCAAUUUUGUAUUUAAUGGCUUUGGUAUUACUGGUAAAGUGAUCACAGCUGGGCAGAAACAAGGACCUAGUGGGAUAAAUGUGGAGCUGGUUAAUGAAAAUGGAGAUGUUAGACACACAGUUACAUCUGUGGGUGGAGAUUUUCAUUUCACUCCUGUUAUACCAGGAAAGUAUGUUGUGAAGACUUCACACCCUAGGUGGAAACUGGACCCCGCUCAGACUAUAGUACAAGUGAAGGAAGGGAACACAGUCCUGCCCCUAGGAUCCCUCAGUGUUAAAGGCUAUGAUGUGUCUGGAUCAGUCUCAUCCUUCGGCAGCCCCAUCGCUGGGAUUACUGUUCUCCUUUAUUCUAUACAGGAGAACCCCAAAUUUCGAGUUGAAGGGUGCAAAACGGCUCUUCUACAAGGUGUUCCGGAUUCCCCCAUCUGUUACUCAGUGACAGAUGCUGCUGGGGAGUUCAAGUUCGGGCUCGUGCCGGCCGGGGAGUACAAGUUGCUGGCGCUGUCCAAGUCCCCGGGGCAGGCUACCAUCACUUACAACAUCAAGCCCGACGCCGUGCCCUUCACUGUCAAACAUGAUAGCUUGUACAUCAAGAACGCUUUCGAGAUAAGCGGGUUCAGUGUGGUGGGCACGGUGCUGGCGGGCGCGGGCGGCGGUGGGCUGGCGGGCGCGCGCGUGCUGGUGGCCGGCCAGCCCGUCGGCACCAGCGACGCGGCGGGGCAGUUCACGCUCCGCGACCUGCGACCCGGCACCUUCACGCUACACUGCCAACACGCACAGUGCGAGUUCGACGAGCUGCAGGUGGCGGUGACGGCGGGCGGCGUGAGCGCGCCGCUGCGCUGCGUGGCGGCGCGCUGGCAGGUGUGCGGCCAGCUGGCGCCGCCCGAGCCGCGCCACGUGCUGCUGCGCCCGGCCGGCGCCGCGCGCGAGCGCCGCGUGCGCGCCGCCAGCGACGGUAAAUGGUGCACCUUCCUGCCGCCCGGCGUGUACUCCGCCAAAGUGGAGGUGAGCGAGCAGGAACAGAGGGACGGCUUACAGUUCUACCCCGAGGAGCAGCGCGUGGCGGUGGGGCGCGCGGCCGUGCGCGGCGUGUCGUUCAGCCAGCUGCGCGCGCGCGUGCGCGGCCGCGUGCUGUGCGCGCAGCACUGCGCCGGCCUGCGCGUCGCGCUGCGCCCGCUGGCCGCCGACGGCAACUACGCGGGCCCGCCGCGACACGCGCCCGUCGUCGACGGCGAGUACGCGUUCGAGGAGGUGGUGCCGGGCAGCGUGGAGGUGUCGGUGCGCGCGGCGCGGCUGUGCUGGGCGGAGGCGGCGCACAACGUGGCCGUGACGCAGGAGCUGCCGCCCGUGCCCGACUUCGAGCUCACCGGGCUCGCGCUCGCGCUCAGCGCCUCGCACCGCAUGCAGGUGGAGUACAAGAGCAAAGCGGCCAACGGCGUGCUAACAGUGCCCGCUGGGCAAAGCCGUCAGUGCGUGCCGCUAGCUGACCAGUACACGCUGAUCCCUCGCGGCUGUCACCGCGUAGAGCCGUCAGAGAUUACUGUUAAAAUGGACACGGCAGAUGUGCCGAGCAUUUCGUUCGUGGCGACAGCCCACGCGGCCGUGCUCAAGAUCUUCUCCCCCGAGCCAGCGACGGACGUGGUCCUGCAACUGAACUUCGACGGCCAGCCCGAGGAGAACGUCCCGCUGAAACCUGUCCAGGACGAGAGCGGAUAUGUGUACGAGCAUACGGUUUACUUAGCCGAGGGCGAAGUGGCGACGGCGUCGGCGAAGUCGUCGCAGCUACUGUUCACGCCGCGCGGGCCGCAGAGGCUUGUGGGCGAGGCGGAGUGCCGGCCGCUCGCGCUGAGCCUGCGAGCGGCCAAGGCACUCACGCUGGCGGGCCGGCUCGUGCCGCCCGUGGCCGGCGUGCUCGUCACGCUCGAGGGAGACGACGUGCAGCUCACGCAGAGCACGGCAGCGGACGGCGCGUACCGCUUCGGGCCGCUGGACGCCGCGCUGCAGUACCAGGUGCGCGCCGAGAAGGACUCGUACGUGUUCGGCGAGCGCCAGCCCGGCGGCGACAUCCGCGCGCACAAGCUGGCCGAGAUCACAGUGAAGCUGGUCGACGCUGCCAGCGGCGCGCCUCUAGAGGGCGCGCUGGUGUCGGUGAGCGGCGGCGCGUUCCGGCGCAACGCGGGCGCGGGCGCGGCGGGGGCCCUGCGCGUGGGCGGCCUGUCGCCCGCGCAGUACUACGUGAAGCCCAACAUGAAGGAGUACCGCUUCGAGCCGCCGCACGCCAUCGUGCCCGUGGAAGACGGCCAGGAGCACAAGCUGAUGUUCAAGGGAGUACGCGUGGCGUGGUCGGCGCACGGGCGCGCCGUGUCACUGGGCGGCGCGGGCGUGGCGAACGUGCCCGUGCGCGCACGCCCGGCGCCCGAGCACGCGGAUCGCUGCCCGCAGCAGGACGCCAGCACUGGCCCCAGCGGGGAAUUCCGUAUUCGUGGCCUGAUCCCGCGCUGCGUGUACACGAUCGAGCUGAAGGAGUCCACGGACCCGGAGCUGGCGGGCAUCGAGCUCGCCAAGUCGCCGCCGCCCGUCGAAGUAAAAGAAAAGGACAUCAAGAACAUCCGUCUAAUAAUAAUCCAGCUCAACCAACUGACAGACGUGAACGUCCUUAUCCACACACCGAACAUAGACCACUACAAAUCCCUCCGCCUAACCCUAGCCCUAGAAUCCUCCCCCCAUAACACCCUGUUCGCCACUAAACUAGACCCUGCGGGCUACAACCAGUACAACAACCCAGGGUUAAUGUACGUCAUGCCAAGGUUACCCGCGGACAAUAAAACGUACGUGUUGCAGUUGGAGUGUUCUCUGUCAAAGGUGACGCAUUCGUACAGCGAGAGCGUGUUCUACUUCAAUUCCGAUGGAAAAUUCCGACAUUUCGACAUCGAAUUUUCGCCUAAAGUGAAAUCCUCAGAACAGGAGCUCCGGCAAAGUUCCCUUCUGGUGUUGCCACUUCUCGCGGCGUUAGGCCUCCUGUACACGCAACGACAUCGCCUGCCCAAUCUGAGGCCGGACACAAUGAAGAGAGCGAACAGGAAAAAGGCGCAGUAACAUGUCACUAUCUAUCCUAAUAUUAUGAAUCUGAAACUGUAUCUGUUGGUUUGUCUGAAGCGACUACUUUCACGCAGCAACUGAGCAGCUGAUUUGAUUUGUUUGCAUGUUAAUAGUUGAGAAGACGUGAGAGUGACACCAUUUUUAUUGCGGGAAAACGAAACCGCGAGUAUGACGUCCAACACAAAAAUGAUCAUAAUAAAUACUCUAAGGGAUAGAGAAAUGUGAAAAUUAAGGAAUUAUUGGGUAAAGAAUUUUAUACAAAGAGUAAAAGGAAAACUAAUUUAUAGCAAUAUUCAAAACAA